AUGAACAGAAGGCUAAGGACCAGGAAGAACAGCAGAAGUCUAAGAAACAAACAAAGGAAAAAGACAAAGACAAAAGCGAAGCAGAAAAGAACAAGCAAUCCGAGAAGCCUGAUAAUCAAACUCAAGAUAAGCAGAGCGUUACACAUGACAAUAAAAAAGACGCAAGCAAACAGCCAAGCACUGCUACAGAUUCAAGUAGCAAAUCACAGGUAA
Molecule: messenger RNA, 213 nt
Organism: Ordospora pajunii
Lineage: Eukaryota; Fungi; Microsporidia; Ordosporidae
Exons: 1
Coding region: 1-213 (70 amino acids)
Source: RefSeq, a predicted model, not a curated record